AUGCUGACCAGCGCUACCUGCUCGGCACGAAGAGGAGCGGUGGGAGCUCGGGGCACUAUGCGUGGCUCUGGACUCGUUCCGCGGGAGCUUGCGAAAACCACAGCCCUGUGCGCUGCUGGAAGCGAGUUAGAGACAUGUAGGAGGAAGGGCGAUGUCCCAUUGUCUUUGGCGUCAACACCCGCACACGUGCCCGAUGAUCGGACCGAUCCCCGUUCGAGCGGCCUCAUUUUGCAUUUUGCUCUCCACCCAGCAACUCCAAGCAACCGACUCACCUCUCCGAGAACCGUGCACGCCUACGCCUCCUUCGGCAAGGGCGAAGAGAUCAAAUCCUGGGAGUACCAGUCUCGCCCGCUCGGCGCCGAGGACGUCGAGAUCAAGAUCUCGCACUGCGGCAUCUGCGGCUCCGACCUGCACACGCUUGACAGCGGCUGGGGACAGACCACGUAUCCGUGCGUGGUGGGACACGAGAUCGUCGGCGAAGUGACGCAGGCUGGUCCCGACGUCAAGGGCCUGCAGGUCGGCGACCGUGUGGGUGUCGGAGCGCUGGUGUCGGCGUGUCUGAACAAGGACCCAAAGGCUCCGUGCUCCGUGUGCGCCAAUGGUGACGACGCGUAUUGCCCGCACCGCGUGUGGACAUACAACGACAAGUACAAAAGCGACGGCGCUCUCACGUACGGCGGAUACGCCGACUACGUGCGUGUGCCGCACGAGUUUGCGAUCAAGAUCCCGGAUAACAUUCCGUCGGACGUGGCUGCUCCUCUGAUGUGUGCCGGCACGACGGUGUUCACGCCGUUUAAGGAAGCCGGCAUCAAGGAGGGUGACCGUGUCGGCAUCGUGGGCAUUGGCGGCCUGGGCCACAUUGCCAUCCAGUUCGCCAAGGCUAUGGGUGCCGCCUCCGUGACGGCGUUCUCUCGCUCCAACAACAAGGAGCAGGAGGUGCGUGGCCUGGGAGCCGACGAGUUCGUGGUGUACACGGACGAGAAGCAGGCGAAUGUGGCCGUCGGCUCCGUGGACAUCCUGCUGAUUACGGCCGAUGCCAACAACAUGCCGUACAGCACGUUCCUAAGCUUCCUGUCCGUGCGCGGCACGUGCAUCAUGGUGGGUCUUCCAAACGAUGACAUUAAGUUCAACGCGUUCCAAGUCGUUGGGAAGGGCGCCAAGUUUGUGGGCAGCAACGUGGGCAGCAUCCAGGACAUGAAGGACACGCUCGAGGUGGCGUCCAAGCACAAUGUUCGUCCGGUGAUCCAGAAGCUGCCGAUGGCCAAGGUGAACGAGGGCAUCGACAUGGUGCGCAAGGGCACGGUGCGCUACCGCGUGGUGCUCGAGAAUUAG
Messenger RNA from Phytophthora infestans T30-4, 1332 nucleotides. RefSeq names its product mannitol dehydrogenase, putative. The transcript is spliced from 4 exons. Gene Ontology annotation, molecular function: zinc ion binding; oxidoreductase activity, acting on the CH-OH group of donors, NAD or NADP as acceptor. NCBI's taxonomy places the organism in Eukaryota, Oomycota, Peronosporomycetes, Peronosporales, Peronosporaceae. The record is from RefSeq and is a predicted model, not a curated record. The coding region runs from base 1 to 1332 and encodes 443 amino acids.